This is a messenger RNA of Ylistrum balloti, 5238 nucleotides long. RefSeq lists its product as uncharacterized. Gene Ontology annotation, biological process: glycosaminoglycan metabolic process; carbohydrate metabolic process; ganglioside catabolic process. Gene Ontology annotation, molecular function: beta-N-acetylhexosaminidase activity; polysaccharide binding. The coding region runs from base 1 to 5238 and encodes 1745 amino acids. Lineage: Eukaryota; Metazoa; Mollusca; Bivalvia; Pectinida; Pectinidae. Gene Ontology annotation, cellular component: membrane. The record is from RefSeq and is a predicted model, not a curated record. The transcript has 16 exons.
AUGUAUUGCCAGUUGACCGUGUCUGUAGCCUUGCUGCUGGCCAUCGUCUCACGUUUCGCAAUUGCAUCCUUGUCACAGCUUGACCUUGAUUACAUUUCUGCUAAUCUAGAGACCAAGGUCAAAGUAACCGAUAAUCUCGAGUACAAUGGCGGGAAACACAAAUUUGUCGUCACUUUAAAGAACGCCGGAAAUCAGCCUAUCAAGGGAAAUAACUGGAAGAUAUACUUUUACAGCUUUUUCAUGUUAGAGGCAGAGCAUCUACCAAACCCAGGCGGGUAUGAAGUUCCGGGUCAAAAGGUUAAAUUACACCAUGAGAACGGAUGUCUCUUCAGCAUGAUGCCAACAGCCGACUUUCAGGACAUAAAUACCAUGGAAACGAGGACCAUAGAGUUUUUUGGCGCCAAUUGGGCAAUAAGUAGGUCCGAUGUUCCUCCGAACUGGUACAUAACUUCUGAUGGUUUAGAGAGUAGACUUCUAAAUAGUACAUCAUUCGGAAGUCAUUUUGUUGAAGAUUUUACCAAUGUUAAACAAUGGAAGCGGUACAGAAAUGACCAAUAUAAUCCGUACACACCACGUGAUCGGUACAGGAAAUACGGAUCGGACUCGGGAGAAGCAACAGAGAAACACUACAUCAUUCCAACACCAAAACAAGUAACAGUUACUAGUAGCCAUUUUGUGAAUGUGCGAUCAGGGACAUGGCAAGUUCGAACCGGAAGUGCAGACACUGCCGCUGAGGGGAUGAAGCUUGCAAAUCUGACUGGUUUGACUUUCAACACCUCUAACGUGAAAGCGAGAAAUACUAUCUUUCUUAACCUCGAUCAGACCAUGACCGUCUCCCCAGAGGGUUACACACUUACUGUCAGUCGGGAUGAAGAGACUGUCGUUAUUAACGCCAGAAACAAGACGGGUCUCUUUUAUGGCGGUCAGUCAUUGGCCAGUCUUCUAGCUGGUAACGACAACCAGCUGCUACCGGAAGUCACGAUUUCGGAUGAGCCUCACUUUCAGUUUCGAGGAAUGUACGUUGACCUUGCGAGGAAUUUCCACGAUAAAAAUGACAUUAUAAGAUUAAUGACAGGGAUGGCCACAUACAAACUCAACAAAUUACAUCUACAUCUUGCUGAUGACGAGGGCUGGAGAAUAGAGAUCCCAGGACUUCCGGAACUCACUCAGGUUGCUUCUAAACGCUGUCAUGAUCUCAGUGAAGACCGGUGUCUCAUACCACAGCUUGGUUCCGGUCCUCAUGACGACACUUCCGGUUCAGGAUUUUUAACUAAACAGGACUAUAAGGACAUCAUAGGCUUCGCGAAAGCUCACCAUAUAGAGAUAAUACCGGAAGUAGAUACACCUGGACAUGCUCGCGCAGCUAUCAUCGCCAUGGAAAAGAGAUUCCGGAAUUUCGAGUCCACUAACAUCACAGCUGCGUCGGAGUUCCGUUUAAUUGACCCAGAUGACACUUCACGAUACUUUUCAGUUCAGAUGUUUUCAGAUAACGCUAUCAAUCCAUGCAUAAAUUCCACUUACAGAUUUCUAGCGAAGGUCAUGGACGAGAUAAAAAACAUGCACGAGGAGGCCGACCAGCCAUUAAAAGUUUACCAUUAUGGCGGAGAUGAAGUUCCAAAUGGCGCUUGGGUUAAUUCUACUUCCUGUAAAAAUCUAUUAUCAACACUUCCACCAAGCGAGGACUCUAGAUACCUGAAACUUUAUUUUUUAAACCGAACUUCAGAACUAGCCUUUAACCGUAACUUAGUGCUGUCCGGUUGGGAGGACGGAUGGAUGGACAGAAAUAAAUCCCCUUUUAACCGAGACAUGUUUCAGAAUACUGAUAUCAUGGCGAAUGCCUGGGACAAUGUAUGGGAAUGGGGGUCCGCCAAACGGGCUUAUAACUUCGCCAACCAGGGUUACAAGGUGGUGCUGUCACACGUUACGCAUCUCUACUUUGAUCAUCCGUAUGAGCCUGACCCUGAAGAGAGGGGUCUUUACUGGGGUCCUAGGUUCACCGACACUUUGAAAACAUUUGGCUACGUAACAAGUGACCUUUAUAAAAACAUUGACGUCAGAAGAUCAGGGGAGGUAAUCACUAAAAAUGAAGUCUGUGAAAAGAACAAUGUUGGAUGUCCGCCGUUACAGAAACCGGAAAAUAUCGUAGGUCUCCAAGGACAUAUUUGGUCAGAAACCGUUCUUUCCCGCCAACUUUUCGACUAUAUGAUUUUCCCACGCCUCCUUGCUGUGGCAGAGAGGGGUUGGCACCGGGCAUCAUGGGAAGAUAUCGAAGAUGAAUCGGACAGAAAGUCGGCCAUAAUGGCGGACUGGAAACGUUUUGCAAAAAGUCUUGGAACAAAGGAGCUGAGACGUUUGGAUGAGUUGAACAUACAGUACCGGGUUCCUCCACCAGGAGCUAGAGUCGAUGGUGAUGUUGUACACCCAACUGUGACUUACCCGGGACUUAACGUAGAGUACAGACGUCCUGACCAAUCAGAGUGGUCGCUGUCAACCAAUCAGGGGGUGCCUUUCAAUGGGAAUGACGUCAUAUUUCUACGAGCCAGAUCAGCUAAUGGUACGAGGACUAGCAGAGAGGUCACAGUGACGUCAGAUCCAGUUCUCAAAGCCACUGAUCAGACUGUGGUUGACUACAUUGCUGAGAACCUAGAUGUGAAGGUUCAGGUAGUUGACAACAUACAGAACGAUGUCACUGUAGAGAUGCGUAUGAGUUUAACCAACACUGGUGGGCGUUCCAUACACGCCUCAAGCUGGGCUAUCUACUUGGACAAUAUUCGCAUGACUGAACCAGACCGCUUUCCCUACCCUGAGGGCAUAGAGUUGAAAGGAGUUCAUUUAAGGCUUUUCCACAUAGGCGGGAGCUUAUUCAAAAUUGUUCCGGAAACUUCCUUCCAGUCCUUUACCCCAGAACAAACGUUAUCGUUUCCGUACGUUGAUAGGUAUUGGAAGGUGGCACGUACAGACGUGAUGCCAAAUAUGUAUGUUAGUGGAGAGGGAAUGAAAAGUAAGGUGAUACAAUCAACCCAGGGAGAAAAACUGGGGUUUGUUGGGAAUUUCUCGACAAAACACCAAUGGAAGAGGUACCCCCAGGAUCAGUAUGAUCCGUUCCUUGCCCGCACGAGGCACGCCAUCAACUCUGAUGCUAUAGAUGCGGGACAUGCUGGGAAAUGGAUAAUCCCUACACCAGUUACUCAACUGUUGACAAAUGAAACCAAGGUGACCGUCACGGAUGACUGGGUUGUGGUAGACCUGGGGGAAUUCCCACAGGAAGCGGCGGGUUUAGCAGCUAUGUUCAACCUGUCCGUGGUCAACACCAAACCCAAUGACAAGUACAUUGGAUAUCGUAAGGAGGUUGUACUCGAUAACAAUGCGAAUAUUGUACACUCGGAAGCUUACAAAGUGGAUAUUAUUUCCGGAAAUGACUUGAUUCUGCUAACGGCCAAUCAGAGUGCAGGGGCAUUUUACGCAGCAAAAACACUUGACGCACUGUCACGUACUGUCGAGAGUGGAAGAGAACUUCCGAACGGAACCGUAAUAGAUGGCCCCCGAUUCAAAUACAGGGGAAUGCACUUAGAUGUUGGUCGUAAUUUCCAUUCUAAAGAAGAAGUUUUAAAACUUCUGGAUGUUAUGGCAACGUACAAAAUGAACAGAUUACAUUUACAUCUGACCGAAGACGAAGGUUGGAGACUUGAAAUCCCUGGUCUACCCGAGCUGACGGAGGUUGGCGCCAAAAGAUGCCAUGAUGAGGCCGAACUCAAUUGUAUUUUACCACAACUUGGCUCGGGGCCAGACACCUCUACUUCCGGCUCUGGGUAUUAUCAUGUGUCAGAAUACAAGGAAAUACUUACUAGCGCCUCUCAGCGACAUAUUCUGGUCAUCCCGGAGAUUGAUAUGCCCGGACAUAUCCGCGCUGCCAUUAAAAGUAUGGAGGCAAGGCAGUUACGAUUUCCAGCAAACGAAACGGCAGCUAAUGAAUAUAUUCUGACCGAAAAAAACGAUACGUCUAAAUACCUUAGUGCCCAGCUAUUUACCGAUAAUGCUAUGAACCCAUGUCUCGAUUCUACUUUCAAAUUCACUGAUCACGUGAUUACAGAGAUUGUUAAAAUGCACAAAGACAUUCAGCCCUUGCAGAUGUUCCAUUUCGGAGGCGAUGAAGUCGCGAAGGGCGCAUGGACGAACUCUUCUGCCUGUCAAACUUUCAUAUCAAAAGAGAAUACCAUUAAUAGUGUGUUAGAUCUAAAAGAAUAUUUUGCUUCAAAGAUUGCUAGUCAGGUAGCGACACAUGGAAUAAACCUCGGUGCUUGGGAAGACGGUCUGAUGGAAGGAACCAACCCAUAUGAUAAAUCAGGGCUCCCUAGCAAUAUUGAUGUAUAUGGCUAUGCGUGGGACAAUGUUUGGGAAUGGGGCGUUUCUGAACGAGCUUACAAGAUGGCUAAUGCUGGAUACAAGGUUGUGCUGGCGCAUGCGACACAUUUGUACUUUGAUCAUCCUUAUGAGCCAGACCCCGAAGAGCGCGGGUAUUACUGGGCAACACGAUACACAAGCACGCGCAAAACAUUCGGCUACAUACCCGAUAACAUCUACCUGAACGCUAAAGUAAAACGGUCAGGAGAGAAAUUGAAUCUGGGAGAAAUAUGUGAGGGUGCGCAAUGUGUGAAGUUGGAAAAACCGGAGAACAUCGAGGGUAUUCAAGGCCACCUGUGGACGGAAACUGUCCGCACGGACGAACAGAUGGACGAGAUGAUAUUCCCGCGCAUGCUGGCUCUUGCUGAAAGAGCCUGGCACAAAGCAUCUUGGGAAGACCUUGCAGAUGAGACAGCAAGAACUGCUGGAGAAAAGCAAGAUUGGGAGAAAUUUGCUAAUACCUUAGGAUAUCGAGAGUUGUCUGUCCUUGAUUCUAUGGGUGUACACUACCGGAUACCGCCUCCAGGGGGCAUAUCCAGGGAUGGGCGCUUAUUGGUCAAUUCAGCUUUCCCAGGUCUUCGGAUAGAGAUCAGCACCGAUAAUGGCAACACAUGGAAGGAAGUUAAAAGAUCUACCACAGUCACAGAGGGGUCAACAAUUCUGCUGAGAACAAAGUCAGCUGAUUCCAAGCGUAGAAGUCGGGUCGUGUCACUGAAAGAUUCGUCAUCCCAGGCAUCUGGGACAUCAACGCCACUUCUCAGUGUCACCGGUGCCUUCAUUGCUUUGAUAUCGUGUUGGAUUUGGACUUCAAUGUCAACAGCGCCUGCGUGGCUUUAA